AUGGCCUCUCACGGCGAUGGCGAGCACAUGGUGCUCGACUUCGACCAUCCACUAAACUUCAGGAAGCAUAUCAUGGGAAACAUCUCGCCCUCGGAAAAGACUGCGCGCUCGUCCUUCUCCUCCGUUCGCGAGAACGACGAUGGUCUGGCUCAGACCUUCACUCGUUCCAAAGUAUCAUCCUAUAUCCACGGCGCUGAUGCCGCCGUCUUUGAGGAGUCUCCCUCGCAGGAGAUUCCACAGCCCACCUUCCAGCCGCCCCUCACGCAGCCACACAGCCGCCUCCAUGGAUUCUGGUUCCCAGCCGAGAACUUUAGGGGAUGGAGGGAGAUCCCUCUCAAGGGCAAGAUGGCGAGCCGCAGCUCUGAGGAUCUGCGCAAGCUACACAUGACGUGGAGCCCCCCCGAGACACCGGCUGUCGAGAAGAAGAUGCCGACGAGCUACGUGACGGGACAGUCGCCUCUGGAGACGCUUCCCAGCGAGGUUCUUGGUGAUAUCAUCGAUCUUUUGGUUGUCGAACUCCCUACGAAUGGGUUGACCACCCGCAACGCGGAUCUCAUGGCCUUGCUGCUGGCGUCGAGGUCCCUGCAUGCCGCAACUCUUAAUACUUUGUAUCGUCAUAUCACGAUCCCCCACUCCAGGAUUUUCCGCAAAUUCCUGUCUACUAUUACCGAAUACCCAGCCCUGGCGUCGAUCGUCCGACGCCUUGACUUUAGCCACUUUAACCCCUCCACCAUUUUCUCUACCGCAAGCGAGCGAGCGCAGACGCGAAACUUGACUAGCGAGACCCUGGCUCAGUGCUUGGAGCUUACCCCAUACCUGCAUGAGUUCUUGGCCCAGGAGUACAUUGAUGAUGACAUAGGUCCCGAGGUCCUUCGAAAGUUGUUCCUCGAUAUGCCUCGUCUGCAGGCGAUCGACUUUUGCGCAUGCUCCUCGGUGAGCUUCCGCAACUCUUUCCGAUCCGUCCUGGACCUCGAGUUGCCAGAAACUCUAAAUUUGACACGUAUUUCUUUCCACAAGUGCAUUAGCCUCCCCUCUUCGAUUUACGAGAAGCUAUUUCCCCACUUGGGCAAGGUCACACAUCUCGACCUUGCGGGAACUCGGGUUAAUGACAAGGCGCUGCUGUCUAUUCCCCAGACUGCACGGAUCACUCAUCUCAACUUGGCCAAGUGCCGAGAGGUCACAUCUGAGAUUGUGAUCAAGUUUGUCACUUCCCACCCUGCUACUGCGAACAGUCUUGCUUUCCUUAGUCUCUCGACGGACGCAAGCAGCCAUCUCCUUCUUGGAAAAGAGGAUGUGGACGCGCUGUUACCAAACCUCCCGCAGACCCUGCGAUCAUUGAGUUUGAAGGGCAGUAGAAUGGAUCCAUCGCACUUACCGAUGCUGAAGGUUCUCGCCGAAAGGCUGGAGGAGCUUGCUGUGGGCGGAGGUCUUGAUUUGAGCGACAUUCGCCGUCUCUUCUACAAGGAUAGAGAGUGGCAGUCUCACAACCUCCGAUAUAUCGAUCUCUCUGACAUUGAAGCGAAGGUUGGCAGUGGAGACGAGCUUCUUUCUCCCAACACUGCACCUUUGCACGUCAUUGAGCUUCAGGAGCGUACCUAUGAAUGGGCCGCGAAGAUGAGGAAGAACUUGGAGAGAGUUGGUUGGACUGCCAAGGAGUUUGGUGCCCGCUACUGGCUGGUACGACUUAAUGCGGAUGGUACGACUGUGGACAACGGUGCCCGGUGGUGGAAGCUGGGUGCCGAAAGCUGGGGAAUGCGCAAGGUUCCAGUUGCUGUUGCCGAGGUUGGUGGCAUGUAUGGAUCUUUCAUGUUUGGACGACGUCUUUGA
Messenger RNA from Clonostachys rhizophaga, 1827 nucleotides. Lineage: Eukaryota; Fungi; Ascomycota; Sordariomycetes; Hypocreales; Bionectriaceae. The record is from the annotation of a GenBank genome assembly.